AUGGCGGGGAUGCGGUUAGAGAGCGGGAACAGAGGGGCUAGGGAUGUGACAGAGGUCGCUGCCCCCGCGCCAGGACGCCGCCGUCGCCCGGAGCGCUCCCCCGCCGGCCUGCUUCUCCUCUCCGCCGUCGUCCCCGACAUCCACCUCGCGCACCGCUGCCACGAUCCCUACGCCCUCCGUGAGCCGUGCCCCUCCUUCUCCUCCUCUCUCCCUCAACGCGCCGCAUCGCCGCUGCCCCGGCCGCUCCCUUCUUCCCCCUUGGCACGCUCACCGCGCCCCGCGGCUGCGCACGCGCCCCGCCUCCACCGCGGCCUCCCCCCGUUCGCGCUUGCUGCCAUGGCCGCGCGGGCCCUGAGCCGCGCGUGCCUGCCCCCGACGCCCCAGUCCCUCGGGCUCGCCUUCGUGCCUUCCGCGGCCGUCUGCUCUGCCAUUGCUGCCGCCGCUGCGCCCGACCGCCGAACCGCGCCGUGGCCGCGCCGGUUCCCCCCACCACUGCGGCCGCCGACGCACCGUCUCCUGCUCCGCCCCACCUCCGGCUCGCUGGGCCGCCGCCCCGCCGUGGCCUCGCCGCGGCCAUCUCCGGCGCCCGGCGCCCGCGCUGCAUCGGCACCCCUCCGCUCCCGUGGGUCGUCGCCCGGGUCGGGCGCCUACAACGCCCGUGUGCCCGUUAGGCCCCGCUGGCCCUAUGACAAGUGGGCCACCGCCCUAGAACGUUUAAAAAAUAAAUAA
This is a messenger RNA of Aegilops tauschii subsp. strangulata, 729 nucleotides long. The record is from RefSeq and is a predicted model, not a curated record. NCBI's taxonomy places the organism in Eukaryota, Viridiplantae, Streptophyta, Magnoliopsida, Poales, Poaceae.